Messenger RNA from Zophobas morio, 1361 nucleotides. RefSeq names its product juxtaposed with another zinc finger protein 1-like. Bases 181 to 1020 code for a protein of 279 amino acids. The record is from RefSeq and is a predicted model, not a curated record. Gene Ontology annotation, cellular component: nucleus. NCBI's taxonomy places the organism in Eukaryota, Metazoa, Arthropoda, Insecta, Coleoptera, Tenebrionidae. The transcript is spliced from 5 exons.
UACACCCGUUCCGCUGACAUUUGACAGUUGUCGAGCUCGACCUCUAACCCCAUCGGCUGCGCGAUGUGCCCCCAGCUCUGAAAACCCCUUUUCAGAUAUGCUCCACCGCACUCGCAGUCGCCCCCCAUCAACCCCCAUCUCGACCUUUGACAGUUCGUAAAAUGCUCAAAGCCCGCAAAAAUGUCCGUAUUUUUCAAAAACACCUGUCAGUUUAGCAACUGCAGAAGGAACUUCUUCACCCUGUCAGACUUGAUUUUGCACAUCGAGGGCGAACAUCUAGAUUUCGACCCGUUCAGGAUCGAGCGGCUCGAAGAAGAGAAGCCCGAAAGUCUGCCUUUAAGCUACGUACUUAAGUACGGCGGUCCGGACGAUGCUCCGCCGGUUUACUCGACUCAAGUCUCUUUUGUGAACGAAGCUGUGAUACAACAAGUGGAUGACGUUACGGAAAUGGUGACGACAUUCAAUAACAAUUACUUAAGUGAUUUCAGGGAGGUGAAGGAGAGGAAAGUGAGACUGAACAAGGACGAGUUCUCGCAAGUUUUGGGAGGUAACAAACUCUUCACUCUGGACCACAGUCACAAGAAGCCGUUCGCUUGUAACAUGAAAGGGUGCGAAAAAAGGUACAAGAACGUAAAUGGGAUUAAGUACCAUUACAAGAAGCACCACAAGAUGUUAAUCCCCACUUUGAAGAAGAGCUUGCUGAAGCAUAAGUCGGUUCUGACCCCGAAGAGCAAGUUCGAGAAGCACGACAUGCACGGGGUUCCCCUGUACAGCUACAAGAUGGGCAAUGACGUCAUGUACCAGAACAACCAGAUGCACCGUUUCGAAGACUACGACAUCCCGAACGAGUACUUCUACAAACUCAACUCUCUGCCUACCUCUGAUGUACACUUUUCCUCAAAUCAAGUGCCAUUACCAAACAUGAGCUUUAACUACUAUAAUAUUGCCGAAGUCGGCGAUGUUGAGGAUUUUUCAGGGAAAAAUUCCGGUUUUUUCGUACCCAAUUUUGAGAAGUUUUAAUUCUGUGAUUUGUAGUAUUUACGACUGAUUAAGUAUAUAGGAACGAUUGUGAUAAUACUGACAAGUAUUAAUUCGUUUUUCGUUAGCGUUCGUUAGAUUCUCGAAUGAUUUAUUUUUGUUAUUUUGAAGUUAGGUUUAUUUCCUACAGGACGAUGAUUUUUGUGUUUGUCGACAGCGCUGGUGUUGUUGUUUUUAAGUUUUGAGAGGUUAUGUUCCGUUGACGUCGUCCUGUAGAUUACUAUCGGGAUGUGAUAACAUGGCGAAAGUCAAAGGUACUGAUAAUUUAGAGGAUUUUUGUGGUCUUUUCGUGUAACUGCGAACAAAUAAAUGUUUUCUUUGGA